Solea senegalensis (Senegalese sole) is the source of this 1751-nucleotide messenger RNA. RefSeq names its product spondin 2b, extracellular matrix protein (gene spon2b). The transcript is spliced from 6 exons. The coding region runs from base 152 to 1168 and encodes 338 amino acids. NCBI's taxonomy places the organism in Eukaryota, Metazoa, Chordata, Actinopteri, Pleuronectiformes, Soleidae. Gene Ontology annotation, cellular component: extracellular matrix. The record is from RefSeq and is a predicted model, not a curated record. Gene Ontology annotation, biological process: cell adhesion.
CUUGGAGCCUCGCAGUCAGUCUUCCAGACAGCCACAUGCACCGCUCUCCUCUCCCCUUCUCCUCACCUCAAGCCCUCCUCUCCACUCAUCUGCUGCAUCCCUUCUUUCAUCUGGAACCCUGAGCAAAAUCAGUCCUUCAUCUUCCCCUACAAUGGACCCCAUUUUGAACAUCCUCUCCAUCUCUAAGGCGCUCUUCCAUCUGACCGUCAUGAUGCUGAGCCUGAGUCAAGGUGCUCACUCAAUGCCUGUUCCUACUGAUGUCCCCAUGUGCACAUCUUCAGAAACUGCCCAGUACAGUCUAACGUUUAAAGGAAAGUGGACCCCAGCAGCUUUCCCUAAGCAGUAUCCAAUCUACCGCCCCCCUGCACAGUGGUCAACUCUUAUUGGGUUAACUCACAGCACUGACUACCACAUGUGGCAGCGUAAUGACUUUGCCAGCAACGGAGUGAGGGAGUUUGCGGAGAAAGGCGAGGCCUGGACGCUCAUGAAGGAAGUUGAGGCGGCCGGCGAACGGAUCCAGAGUGUUUAUGGGAUCCUGUCGGCUCCCGCUGUUGUGGGAGGAACGGGCCAGAUGAACACUGAGUUCGAGGUCUCCGCCAGGCACUCCUAUCUGUCGUUUAUCGUUCGCAUUGUUCCAAGCCCGGACUGGUUUGUGGGCGUGGACAGUGUGAACCUGUGUAUCGGUGACCACUGGAGGGAGAGUGUGUCUCUGGAGCUUUACCCAUAUGAUGCAGGAACCGACAGUGGGUUCACCUUCUCCUCUCCAAACUUUGAAACUAUUCCUCAGGACAGAAUCACACAGAUCACCUCCUCCUUUCCCAGCCACCCUGCCAACUCCUUUUACUACCCCCGCUUAAAACGCCUCCCGCCCAUCGCCAAGGUAACGCUGACCAAGAUUAAGAAGACCAAUCAGAUCAUCAGCCUGCCCGUGGAGCCCACCGAAUCCAACCAACUGCCAACAGGAAACGAGAUUGAAGAAGCGCUCAUAGAUACACCUCUGGAUUGUGAGGUGUCAAUGUGGUCGCCCUGGGGCUUGUGCAAGGGCAAGUGUGGAGACUCAGGUGUGCAGCACCGCACACGCUACAUCCUUCUGCACCCUGCCAACAAUGGAGCAGCCUGCCCCCUGCUGGAGGAAGAGCGGAAGUGCUUCCCAGACAACUGCUUAUGACUAGGCCAGGAAAGGAAGGAGAAGAAGAAGAGGAAGGAGAGGACAGAGAAGAAAGAGAGGAAAGCAAGGAAAGCGAGGAAAGGGAGGAAGGGACGAAGACGGAGGAAUAACAGCAAAAGCUCUGCAGUUUAUUUCCAUGCGACAUAAGUGUCUCCGAGUUCUUUCCUCCCUGGCCAUGCACAUUUUCUGUGGAAAUGAGUAAUGCACACACUGACUGCCUAACUGUUAAAUUAGUUAGAGUCGACAGCCUACAGAUUUGUACUCACAAAGCCAUUUUUGGCAAAUGAUCAAAACUGACUGGCCAUGGAGAAAAACGGUGUUUUAAAGAAAGCCACGACAAAUAAAAUCUGAUUUUCACAUAAUAAAGCUGGGUGUUGUUUGACAUUUCUGCUGAUCACAGAAAACGGUUUCCCUCCCAGCAGUUUUGAUCUCACGGAUUUGAAAGUAAAUCCAUAUAAACAACACUUAAGAUACAUCCACGAAUCACUACAUUGGCUCCUGCACAGGGGAACACAUGUUGCAUCAAUAGUUCCAUUCACUGACUAACAGAGAAAUGAGUCAGACUAUUAAUUAAUGUGCGGAC